ACCGCCUCUGCCCGUCGCCACCACCACCUGUCACAGUUCCGCUCACACCUCCGUUCCAUCACCAUCGCCUCACUCUUCUCGUCUCGCCAGUGUAAUUCUUGUGGCCAGUGUGACUUCCGUGUCUUGUGACGUCUUAAAGUGUGACAUCCUAGUGCCGCGUCUUGACUGUGGUGUAGUGGUGAUAGGGAGACAUAGACAGACACUCACUGACUCUCUCUCUGUGCCUAACGUUUGUACAGUACUGUCCGUUUAAGUGUGGUGUGUGCGUCAGGAUAGGAAGUGUGAGGCCGUGUUCUUUAGUGUGUUAUGCGCCCUUUCGUGGAUGCACUCCACAUCAUCUUUGAUAAUGCCCAGUCAGAGGAACGUUUCUCCUAACUCCGGCACAAUCCAGUUCCCGGCAUAUCCCAGCCCGUUCUCCCGGCACCUCACACCGAGUCCCUACUCUCAGCUGGUGUCGCUCAGCCCGCGCUCUGAACACGAUUCACCUAGCACUUGUUCCCGGCAGGCGUCACUCAGUCCAUAUUCCCAGCAGGAUUCACUCAGCCCAUACUCCAAGCAGACGUCACGCAGCCCACACUCCCAGCAGGUGUUACCCAGCCCACAGCCCCUGGAAGCCUCACCCAGCUCUGUGUCUCAACAUUUGCCACCCGACGUGCUUCCUCCGCCGCCACAAACACAGCGGACUCACUCGGGGUCGCCGUGGUCUUGUACCGUGAAGGUGUCCUCCAGAUCACAGGAACCUUUACCCUCGGCUGGUUCCUCAGUGGCCUCGCGCUCUAUCCCGUCCUCGUCCUUGGCCACCAGCAACCAGGACAGAGUUGAUGUAGACGCCUGUGACACACGUGGCGGCGACUGGAAGGGGGGCCGUGGGAAGAAGAGAGGCAUGCUGGGGAUGGUGUUGUCGGUGGUGGGCGACUGUAUGAAGGCAGUCGAGCCCGCCCAGAGGAACUUGAUCGAGGACCCAGAGUUGGUGCUCGAGGCCAGCGAGGAGAGCGGUCGGUCUCAGGGUGGUGGCGGGUCACAGCUGCGAGACGCGGGCCAGGGCGGCAGGUCGGAGGGACAACGAGUUUCGCAGCAACAUCACCACAACGGAGCCAGCAAUAACCUCUACAUCAUCGAUGAGUUCCGCGGGGUGGAGGAGGAUUUUCACUACUGCCCCCAGUACACUCCAGGGGUGACCUCACACUCCCUUGACGUGGCCAAUGUGCACGUUAACAACAACAACCACCACCACCACCACGUAGCAGCCAAGAAGAAGGGGAAGGUGGUGAAGGAGUCGACCAGCCGCCGGCCUCUGGUGCUCGUGUUUAGCUCACACCGCGGGUCAUCACGCACCGCCAACAAGCGCUUCAGAUCUUCCUCAGGUGGGUAUUGCCUCCACACCUCACCCUAG
Molecule: messenger RNA, 1393 nt
Organism: Homarus americanus (American lobster)
Lineage: Eukaryota; Metazoa; Arthropoda; Malacostraca; Decapoda; Nephropidae
Exons: 2
Coding region: 323-1393 (356 amino acids)
Source: RefSeq, a predicted model, not a curated record